UUUAAGAGAAUAUUUACUUAGUCUCUACUUAAACCCCCAAGGCAUUCUUUCUAAGGGCCCGGCAGAAUAGGUAGGAAGUAGAGGAAAUUGAAGAUGAGCAAAAUCCCUCUGGACUGAAGAACAGUGUGCAACAGCAUCCAGCUGGACCUCCUUUCCUUGUAAUGCCAGCUGCUACCUCAGUUGUGCCUCCCUGCCACUCCCCACUUUCCCCAGCUGUCUCCCCUCCAUUAGUCCCCUCCCUAUCAAGUUUGUCCCAGCUGUUGUGGGUGGGGCAAGGCUGGUUGGUGUUUCCUCUGCAUCCAUCUUCCAUCCCCUAAAUAGAAAUUAUUUUCUGCCAAGAAGAGAGCAACAAGAUCUAGAUAGAAGACCCUUCAUUUUUUCAGAGGAAAGACAAGCACAGAAAUACAUGAACUUUGUGAAAUACAGCUCAACUUGGUGUAGUGGAAAGAAUAUCGAAUACUUAUUUUUUGACCCCGAUCAAUACCACUACUAGACAGUGCUGUGUCCAGCUGGGCCUGCUACCAUGCCUGUCCCAUUGCUCCCACUGCUGCUCAGAACUCUGCUGUCCCGCCUGCUGCUGCCCACUGCCCGCCUGGCUCGCAAGCACCUCGUGCCCCUGCUCCGACGCCUGGCCCAACGCCUGGGCUCUCAGGAGACUCGCCAAGCUCUCCUGGGCUGUCUUCUUUAUGUUCUCAGCGUCCGGAACCAGCCGGAUACAGAGGGAAAUAAAGUAGAGACCAAGGGAGGCUAGAUUUGGGGUGGGGACCCCCAAGACUGAAAAGCCCAAAGGGAAGCUCUCUUCUAUCCCUGGGCUAAGAAGGAAG
Molecule: messenger RNA, 824 nt
Organism: Sarcophilus harrisii (Tasmanian devil)
Lineage: Eukaryota; Metazoa; Chordata; Mammalia; Dasyuromorphia; Dasyuridae
Gene: MYMX
Product: myomixer, myoblast fusion factor
Exons: 2
Coding region: 524-751 (75 amino acids)
Biological process (GO): myoblast fusion; skeletal muscle organ development
Cellular component (GO): Golgi membrane; endoplasmic reticulum membrane; plasma membrane
Source: RefSeq, a predicted model, not a curated record